AUGAACGCCGAUAUAACAACAAGUACCUCGUUUUCUCUGGUCAAAAUGAAGAUCGUCAAUGCAAAUCACGACCCCGACCCCGCCAAGGCUGAACGCGAGACGUCUCUGAUGGAAUAUCUCCAACACCCGCAGAUCGAGACGGACGAACACCACGCUCCGCUUUCUCAACUCGUGACGUGGUCGUUGGAGCGGAAAGAAGAGUACCGUGAUCUUCUCGAAGAAUCACAAAAAGCAAAAAUUCUAGAGAAGGCCAAGCUCGAGGAGAUUCAUUCUCUUGCACUCCUUGAAGAUGCUGGAGCUCAAGCUUCUCGUUUGGACCUUCGCGGCGUUCGAAUACGACUACUCCCGAGUUCAUUACUUCAAUUUGGAACAUCCGGGUCUCAAGUCGAACUAACCUAUUCCGCCUCUUCUCCACGUCUGCCACCACUCUCGUGCCCAAUUCAUAGCUACUCUCGGAGGUGA
Messenger RNA from Cadophora gregata, 462 nucleotides. RefSeq lists its product as uncharacterized. The transcript has a single exon. NCBI's taxonomy places the organism in Eukaryota, Fungi, Ascomycota, Leotiomycetes, Helotiales, Ploettnerulaceae. The coding region runs from base 1 to 462 and encodes 153 amino acids. The record is from RefSeq and is a predicted model, not a curated record.